Messenger RNA from Carassius auratus (goldfish), 1675 nucleotides. RefSeq names its product transmembrane protein 176l.3b (gene tmem176l.3b). The transcript has 7 exons. Bases 188 to 832 code for a protein of 214 amino acids. NCBI's taxonomy places the organism in Eukaryota, Metazoa, Chordata, Actinopteri, Cypriniformes, Cyprinidae. The record is from RefSeq and is a predicted model, not a curated record. Gene Ontology annotation, cellular component: membrane.
UUCUCCUCUUAAGAGAAUGCGGGUUGUUUAGACAAACACCAUUCCUCUGCCACAUAGACCUACGAGGAAACUGAAAGGAGUGUCAUUGACGAGAAAGAAAGAAAAAAAGUUCAGUAUUUAACACAAACAAGGGUGUGAAACUUUGUAACUGAUAUUGUUACUGACUCGAUCACGGACAAGUUGCAGGAUGUCUCUGGCAGUGCCUCAUGGCGAGGGGGUGACAGUGAUCACCAACACCUCAAACCCAAAAAGCAAAUGGCCGAUAGUGUGUCAGAUCCUGGGCUCUUUGUGCCAGAGUCCAGUGUGUGCUGUAUCACAGCAUGUGAAAGCGAAGAUGAUGGGCAUCUAUAUGGCACUUGGGAUUAUGCAGAUUAUAGUAGGACUUCUCAAUCUAAUGACAGGGAUUUUAUUUAUGAGCUCUGGAAUACACGAUUACAUUAUGGAGUCUAAUGCUCCAUUCUGGCUUUGUGGUGUGUUCCUUGUAGUUGGAGUGGUGUCUAUUGUUGCAGCUUGGUUUCCCAGCUAUUUUAUGCUGCUCGUCACUGUAGUGUUGAACAAAGUCAGUGCUGUGCUGGCUAUGAUAGGCCUUGCACUGUACGCAUGGGACUUAGUGAGCUUUAAGGCUUUUAUGCUCUAUGACGAAAAGAACUAUGACAAGAUGAUCCGUGAAACACUGGAUAUCACUAUGAUGAUCUUUUCAGCUCUUCAACUCUGUGUGACCCUCAGUUUCUCUGUCUUGACUCUGAAAGAAUUGUGUGAAACAAAUUCUGUGGAGGACCCUCAACUUUACAAACCACUCAAAGAAGACGCCACUGUCAGUCAUGUAUGUUAGAUGAACAAUGUAACAAAUUGAAUAUACACUGUUAAUUGAACUAGUUUUGUGAUUAUAGAAAAAAAAUUCUCUCUUGUGAAAUAGCAAAUAUCCUCUAUCUCCACCUCCACAAUCAUCAUGGUGCAUGUUUAUUUUAGUUCUUGAUUACUUUAUUUUAUUUUUUUCCUUUACAGCUGCUUUUUGAAGAUAAUGACUAGAAUUAAAAUUACAUUUUGAUGCAUUUUUAACACGGAGUUUGAAUUCUUUAUACGUUCAGUUCAUUUAAAGUCUUAAAGUCUUAAUUUCUCAGAAUUUACCUUCAUCAAAGCUUUUUUAGGGAGUCUUAGCCUUAGAUGCAAUAGAUUGCCUGAAGACUGUAUACAGAGCAUUUACUGCAUAUUGGGCAAAAAGAUAAUAAUAAAUAAAAAAUAUUUAAUCAGAUUACUUGACUAUUUACACCAUAUCUGGCAUCAUGCAAUAGGUUUCCUCUUCUCAACACAACUUGUUUAUUCUGUGAUGCAUGUUUAUGCAGAGAAACAAUUUACCUUGAACAAACAAAAGUCAUUUCAGCUGUCAUAAAUAGCAAUAAAACAACCUAGUGAUGUGGAACUUGUUUAGCUACUUGUAGCAUCUAUGUGUUUUCUGAAAGCAUAACUGAGCAAAUGAACACCAUAUACGUAUUUUACCCUGAUAUCCAUAGUUUCAUUCAUUUUCAAAGGAUUUUGAAGAGGAGGUUAGUGAGAGGGUUUCUUAGGGUUUGUAAGAGUAAUGUCAUAGGUUAUUCAUAUGUAGAAUUUUAUACAAGAAACAAUGAAACUAAGUGAUAUUAGCAGAAUGUAUUCAAUAAACUACUAAAGAAAAAUG